Molecule: messenger RNA, 1630 nt
Organism: Neltuma alba
Lineage: Eukaryota; Viridiplantae; Streptophyta; Magnoliopsida; Fabales; Fabaceae
Product: stress-response A/B barrel domain-containing protein UP3
Exons: 2
Coding region: 101-895 (264 amino acids)
Source: RefSeq, a predicted model, not a curated record
UGUCAUGUCGAGGGGUCAGUGAGUUUGGAGUCCCUCGUUGAAGAGUGAAGACAGUAGGCGUCGGAGUGAAGGGCAAACUCAAUCGUCCUUGUGCUUUACCAUGCUCUGCCUCAAAACCCGGCCGUUAUCCUCUCCGUUUUCUCUCACUUUCUCGUCUUCCAAACGCCUCCGUCCUCGUCUUCCUUCUCCUCCUUCCUUCAAACCCUACUCUCAUUCCAUCAACAUGUCCUCCACCCAAACCAUUGAGCAUAUCGUCUUGUUCAAGGUCAAGGACGAUACUGACCCCUCAAAGGUCAACACCAUGGUCAGUGGACUCAGCUCUCUCGUUUCACUCGACCAGGUCCGCCACCUCACCGUGGGUCCGCUGCUGCGCAACCGAUCCUCCGCCCUUACUUUCACUCACAUGCUCCAUAGUCGCUACGACUCCAAAGAUGACCUCAGCGCCUAUUCGGCCCAUCCCAGCCAUCUCAGCGUCGUCAGAGGAUCUGUGCUUCCCAUCUGCGAUGACAUCAUGGCCGUCGAUUGGGUCGCCCACAACCUUGAGGGCGAUCUCGUUCCGCCUCCAGGCUCCGCAAUUAGAGUGAGCUUCUUGAAGCUGAAGGAAAAUUUGGGCGAUGAGGUUAAGAACGGGGUUUUGGGGGUUAUUGGUGGAAUUAAAGAGAAGUUCGGACAAAUUAGGCAGCUCAGCUACGGGGAAAAUUUCUCGCCUGCGAGGGCUAAAGGGUUCUCGAUUGCGUCGCUUGCAGUUUUUCCCGGACAGGCCGACUUGGAUGCUGCGGCUUCAAAUGAGGACUUGGUGAACCAGCAAAAGGAUAAGGUUAGGGAGCAUCUGGACAGUGUGGUGGUCGUUGAUUAUCUGGUUCCAUCACCACAACCUCGGCCUGCGAGCCUUUGAUGAGUUUAGCUGUAGCAUUUUAUCUUGGUAGUGGAGGUAUCGAGCUUAUUUGGAGGAAAAAAGUAUAAGCAAUCCAUCAAUUAUGGGAAAUCAUAUUGGUAAGGUUAGUUGCUCCACCAUUCCCAAUCGCUAUUUUUUCUGCAUACUGUUUCAUUAAUUUUGACUGUGAUGGAGGUCUUUUUUUAUUUACUCUGCCUUGCUUAUCUGCAGCCUGCACCUCCGUCCAGUUUGUUUUGCACCACAUAAUAACAUGUAUAUUUGAAUAUACAUGUUCUUAUGUAUGAAAGUUGGGGUCAGGGCUCUGGCCCUUGAGUUUUCAUCUUAAAUAGGCUUGGGGCUGAAUCUCAAUAAAACGAAACUGGGGUCUGGUUUCAUCAUCAUAAUAUCGCUCACAAACCUGCCCAUCUCAGUCUCACGACUUCAUUAUAUGAAUAUAUGCUAAAACCCUCAUAGUUGCUAGCCGUAUCCAACUCCUACGUUUCUCUGCUAUCCAAACUCCAUAAACCUUGGUGUCUUAACUUGGCACCUCAAAUUAUGACAGCUGAUAAGUCUAAUGUUUGAACUUGAUGAUGCUGAUCUGGUUUGCUGACAUGUAUUGUGUUUGCAAAAACUUAUGCUUUAUUGCUAUGUCAACUAGAGCAUCUCGUGAAUAUCUGAUUACUGAUAAUCUGAUGCUAGUCAUGAUGGAAAAUCUUGUUCUUAGCCGUGCAAGACAGCUUUUAAGUUUGAUUUUGA